Pteropus alecto (black flying fox) is the source of this 2099-nucleotide messenger RNA. RefSeq names its product alpha-N-acetylgalactosaminidase (gene NAGA). The record is from RefSeq and is a predicted model, not a curated record. Bases 369 to 1601 code for a protein of 410 amino acids. The transcript has 11 exons. Lineage: Eukaryota; Metazoa; Chordata; Mammalia; Chiroptera; Pteropodidae. Gene Ontology annotation, molecular function: alpha-galactosidase activity. Gene Ontology annotation, cellular component: cytoplasm. Gene Ontology annotation, biological process: glycosylceramide catabolic process; oligosaccharide metabolic process; glycoside catabolic process.
GGGCUCCUACUCAGCCCUCAAGGCCCGACGUAGCUUCCUGGCCACCCAACUGGGCCCCCGGAGUGACCAGAUUUCUGCUUCUGGGGUUACCCACUUCUGCUUGUGCCACUCUCGCUGGCCUGCAAUCCACCCGCAACCCCCAGGCCCUGCCUGCGUUCAGUCCAAGGCUCCUUCGGGAAAGGUUGACUGCCGUCAGGCCCCGCCCCUCUGGAACGCUGUUGGCGAAUCAAGAGACUGCAGCGGUCGGCGGCUCUGGAGGCAGAGGCGGCGGUUGGUGUGAGCGCGUCGGCAGCUUCCAAAGUCCAACAUAUAAAGCUGGUAAAAGCAGAGCAGAUCUGGUCAGGUCCUGAGACGCUGAAUCCAGACCCAUGUUGUGGAAGACAGUGCUCUUAUUGGCCCUGGUGAGCCAGGUGCUGGUGCUGGAGAAUGGGCUCCUGCGGACGCCACCCAUGGGCUGGCUGGCCUGGGAACGUUUCCGCUGCAACGUUAACUGUGAUGAAGACCCAAAGAACUGCAUCAGUGAGCGGCUCUUCAUGGAGAUGGCCGACCGGCUGGCGCAGGAUGGUUGGCGAGACCUGGGCUACACAUACCUUAACAUUGAUGACUGCUGGAUUGGUGGGCGUGAUGACAACGGCCACCUGGUGCCCGAUGCCAAGCGCUUCCCCAAUGGCAUUGCCUUCCUGGCUGACUACGCUCACUCCCUGGGCCUGAAGCUGGGCAUCUAUGAGGACGUGGGCAACUUUACCUGCAUGGGUUAUCCAGGCACCACGCUAGACAAGGUGACCCAGGAUGCUCAAACCUUCGCCCAGUGGAAGGUGGACAUGCUGAAGCUGGAUGGCUGCUUCUCGACCCCCGAGGAACGGGCCAAGGGGUAUCCCAUGAUGGCUGCUGCCUUGAAUGCCACAGGCCGCCCCAUCGCCUUCUCCUGCAGCUGGCCAGCCUAUGAAGGGGGCCUCCCCCCCAAGGUGAACUACAGUCUGCUGAUAGACACCUGCAACCUCUGGCGCAACUAUGAUGACAUCCAGGACUCCUGGAGGAGCGUGCUCUCCAUCCUGGACUGGUUCGUGGACCACCAGGACAUACUGCAGCCAGUGGCAGGCCCUGGGCACUGGAAUGACCCAGACAUGCUGCUCAUUGGGAACUUUGGCCUCAGCUUCGAGCAAGCCCGGGCCCAGAUGGCCCUGUGGACGGUGCUGGCGGCCCCCCUCUUCAUGUCCACAGAUCUGCGCACCAUGUCCGCCCAGAACAUGGACAUUCUGCAGAAUCCACUCAUGAUCAAAAUCAACCAGGAUCCCUUGGGCAUCCAGGGACGCAGGAUUCUCAAGAAGUCCUACAUCGAAGUGUACAUGCGGCCGCUGGCCGGCUACUCCUACGCCUUGGUCUUCUUCAGCCGCAGGACGGAUAUGCCUUAUCACUACCGGACCUCCCUCACCCAGCUCAACUUCACCGGCUCCGGCCUGCAUGAGGCCCAGAAUGUCUACACGGGUGAUGUCAUCAGUGGCCUCCGGACUGAAACCAACUUCACAGUGGUCAUCAACCCUUCAGGGGUGGUGAUGUGGUACUUGUAUCCUGUCAGGAAGUUGGGGUCACCGCAGCAAUGAGGAACUGAAACACGUCACAGGCUAUAGCAGCACCACUAGCCCAGACCACGGAGCCUCGGCACCCCGAGGGCCAUUAGGCAGGGUUCUCUGCUAGCCAUGCUGCCCAGUGACCGACCCUAGCAGACUUCAGGGCCAGGUUCCGGCACUGCCCACGUGUGAACUCCCUUGGAAACUUGUCUUGGGGCACUGUCCUGUGGCCUUCUCGGCCUCUUGUCUUCAUGGCCCCACAGAUGCUGGUGAACUUGGCCAGUCUUCUGAGCCCCUACAGGCAAGGGUGGUGACACCCAUCAGGACUCCAGCCUCUGACUUUCUUUUGUUGACUCUGAAAUCAGGAUUUGGAAUUUUUCGUAUAAUUAGGAGUGGUGAUCUGACCUCUCGUUAGGAACUUCCAUGAAUCAUGUGAGUGGCUUUCCUGCCUGGAGGAGGCCUUGCAGGCUGACACUGCCCAGGAGUGACCCUGACUCCCUUGGGUCAUCAAUAAAGCUGUUCUUUAGUCAA